AUGGCCGGCCAAGCUGCGCAGAAACUGCUGCAAGCCGUACGCAUAGCCCCUGAGAUCUUCCAGCUGCGUCCAGACUACCGCGCCCUCCUGCUGGUGGUUGAAGGCAUCCCUCCAGGCCCCAGCGAUGAUUCCACCGAGGCCCUCUUACAACAGGCCGAAACCACCGCCAAAGACCUCCUGUCCAAACACCCCGUCACUGAAAUCCCACACAUCGCCGCAUGGAGAGAGGCAUACAAGGCUUUCGGAGCCAAGCCGCAGAAGACACGCAACAGUCUAGAGGCAUUGACUCGCCGCGUAGAAGGCGGCUUACCCCGUGUUAACCGGUUGACGGACAUCUAUAAUGCCAUCUCCGUCAAGCAUCAGAUCCCCCUGGGCGGCGAAGACCUGGACCAGUACGAUGGAUCGCCGUAUCUGAUCCGCGCCACGGGCCAGGAACAGUUCCAUACUUCCUCGGGCGGAGAGCCGUUGGUAGAGAAUGCGGCACCGGGAGAGCCUGUAUGGUGUGAUGGCUCUGGAGUCACUUGUCGCCGCUGGAAUUGGCGACAGUGUCCCCGUACUGCGCUGACGGACCAGACCACGCGCGUCUUCUUUGUCCUGGAUGCUCUUGAGCCGCUCUCAGAUGAUGCCCUGACCGUGGCUGCUGACGAGCUUGCCUCGUUGCUGAAGAACCUCUCGCCGGAAGUGCAGACAGCACAGCGACUCGUCACCGCUUCAACUCAGUCGGACCAGGCGUGA
Messenger RNA from Arthroderma uncinatum, 735 nucleotides. RefSeq lists its product as uncharacterized. The transcript has a single exon. Bases 1 to 735 code for a protein of 244 amino acids. NCBI's taxonomy places the organism in Eukaryota, Fungi, Ascomycota, Eurotiomycetes, Onygenales, Arthrodermataceae. Gene Ontology annotation, molecular function: RNA binding; phenylalanine-tRNA ligase activity. The record is from RefSeq and is a predicted model, not a curated record.